AUUGUUGAAGACUAUGCUGGAAGAUGGCAGGUACCUUUGCCUCAGCUUCAGGUGCUUCAGACAGCUCUUUGUUGUUUCACGUCUGCCUGUGUAUCAUUUCCAGCUGAAUGUGAGCACGUACAAUAUGUCUUGAGUAGCCUAGCUUUGAGUUUUUUUGAAUUGCUGCUCUUCUUUGGAAAAGAUGAGUUCUAUGAAGAUCCUUUAAAAGAUAUCCUAGGUUCAAUCCAGGAAUGCCAGAACCUCCUCAGCAGAUACGCAAAUGUGAAUCUGGAAUUAGUGACUCGAAUCAUCCGAGACGGAGGGCCCUGGGAAGAUCCAGUAUUACAAGCUGUUCUUAAAGCAAAGCCUGUAUCUCAGGAGUUAGUUAACAAAUAUUUAAGCUCUGAAAAUCCACUAUUCUUUGAACUACGUGCCAGAUAUCUUAUUGCCUGUGAACGCAUCCCAGAGGCAAUGGCUCUUAUCAAAUCUUGCAUAAAUCAUCCAGAAAUCAGUAAAGAUUUGUAUUUCCAUCAAGCUUUUUUCACCUGUCUUUAUAUGUCUCCAGUAGAAGACCAGCUAUUCCAGGAGCAUUUACUGAGGACUGACUGCAAGAGUGGAAUUGAGAUCAUCUGCAACACUGAAAAAGAAGGGAAGACUACCUUUGCCUUACAGCUGUGUGAAUCGUUCCUGGUCCCACAGCUCCAAAAUGGGGACAUGUAUUGUAUCUGGGACCUGAUAUUUAUGUGGAGUAAGCUGCAGCUUAAAUCUAACCCUUCGAAACAAGUAUUUGUUGAUCAGUGCUACCAGCUUUUAAGGAUAGCUACGAAUGUCAGAGUAAUUUUCCCUUUCAUGAAAGUCAUUAAGGAUGAAGUUGGGGAAGAUGGUUUGCAGAUUUGCGUUGAAAUAUGUGGAUGUGCUUUGCAGUUGGACCUUCGUGAAGAUCCAGUCAUGAAAUGUCUCAUAUAUAAAACGAUUGCUCAUUUUUUGCCAAAUGAUUUGGAGAUACUCAGAAUUUGUGCGCUUUCAAUUUUUUUUCUUGAGCGCACCAUAGAAUCAUAUUACACUGUUGAACUUCUAUACAAAUGUGCAGAUGAAGAGUAUAAUGAGCACACUAGUUCGGUUCAAAAUCGCGUACGUUUUGAGUUGCUUCCAAUUUUGAAGAAAGGUUUGUUUUUUGAUCCUGAGUUUUGGAAUUUUUUGAUGAUCAAGCAGAAUUGUUUAUCGCUUUUGGGGGAUAAAGCAUCUGUUGGCUUAGGUGAAAGUACACUGGAAAAUUCUACUGCCACUACAAAGAAGCCGAUGGAACAUCAGGAUUUGAGUGAAGAUCUUGUCUCUUUAGCAGAUCUAAGUAGUGAGGAAUUUGACCCUGAAGACCCCUCUGGAGCCCAAUCCAAAGGUCAUGCAAGAAAGAACCAUGCAGCUUUUGGAUUAUCUAAAAUGGAUCAUAAUGUACCAAGGCAUCGGUGUGCAUUAUGCAAUAGAGAAUUUCUUGGUGGUCAUAUUGUGAGGCAUGCACAGGCUCACCAGAAAAAAGGCAGUUUUUCAUGUGUAAUAUGCUGUAGGAAGUUUCGGCAAAGAGGACUCAUGCUGAAACACUUAAGGAAUCAUGUUAAGAAAAUACAAAGACAGCAUCUUGCUGCUACCCAUCAGGAUGAUCCGGAAACCCCUGCUUUAAAUGAAGUAAAUUGCUCUCAGGCAUCAGUCUCUUUCGAAAAUGGGAAUUCCAAUAGUUCUAAAGAUAAUGAACCAGAGGCUGCAGCAGAUCCCAGUACUGAGAUAGAAGUACAAAACCAUGACCAAGUAUUGGAUGUGGCUGAAAAUGAUGUAUGCAUACAGGAUGAUAUUCUUGAAAAUGGCAGUUGUGACAGCUGUUUAAAUAAUGCUCCUGAGCCUUUAACUAUGGAGACUUUGCCUGAGGGUGGCGAUAGCCCUAGUCAAGAGUCUCCUAUACUUCAUAAGGUAAAUGGAGCUUUAUGCUCUCAAAAAGAUCUGGAUGUUAUGGAUCAAGAAGGUAACUUCAAGUGCCCUGCCAACAGUUGCAUUAGAGUGUUUAAAAAAAUAAGAUUUCUCAAUAAGCAUGCAAGAAAAGCUCACCCAGCUGAUCUUAAGGUACAGCAGCAUAUAAUGAAGUGGAAUAAAGGAAAAUGUCGGUUCUGUCAGAGAAAAUUUGCAGAUUCUCAGCAUUUCAUAGACCAUCUGAAGCGACACGUAUAUCCAAACGUUUACUUUUGUCUACAUUUUAACUGUAAUCAGAGAUUUAAGCUGUCCACAGAGCUUGCAGAGCAUACAAAAAGUCACAAUGUUUUUAAAGCUCAGUGCAAUUUUGCAGAGUGCUGCGAACUUUUUGAAGAGCUUCCUUUGCUGUAUGAACAUGAGGCUCAGCAUUAUUUAAACAAAACACCUGAGUGUACUAAAGUAAAUGAAGAAAGUUCUUCAGAUACUCUAUCAGAGUCAGUUGGUGGUUUCCAAGAAAAAGAUGCAUCUAGUAGCGAAAAAGAAACUGUAGAUUUACCAGUUCCGACCUGGAAGGCAAGGAAAGACUCUACAGAACCAAAGACAUAUAUCCAGAGUAUUGAGAAGAAAACAUACAGUGUAAUUCAGAAUGGGAAUGAAAAUUCAUCUGAUGUUACUGCUACAGUUUUAAGCUUGAUAGACCAAAAGAUGCCUAUAGUACAGCCAAAUUCUGAAAACUGUAAUGUUCGUGACCAACUGGUCAAUGGGCACAGUGAAUUGGAACAGACUUGUUCAACUUCAGCAGGUGCAGCUUUGGACAGAGUGGCAGAUGAAACAAGGACAGAAAAUGGGUCAAUACCAGUUUUACAGAAUUGCAAUGAUAUACCACAAAAUAAUUCUGUUGCAGUAUCUCAGUCACCUUCCAAACCAAAUCAGACAACAGAAAACACUUCAUAUGGCUUAAUUUUGACAAAACCAUACAUUAGACCGUUGCCUCCGAGUUACCUUGAUGAACGAUACAUUAGCAUGCCAAAACGUAGAAAAACUGUAACUGAUAAAGUAGAUGCCCAUUCUGAGCAAGAUAAAGCUAGUAACAAAUCAACAGAAAGAUUUAGAUGUGGGAACUGCCUGACCAUUUACUGUAACUCAGAAGCACUUGAGGCUCACCUUGCACAAAAGAAAUGUCAGACGCUCUUUGGAUUCGAUUCAGAUGAUGAAAGUGCCUGAUUAAAUGUUGUGGGAAGAUGCAUCAAUUGAGGAGUGGUGUGAGAGAACACUACAUGAAGAAGCAUCAGUUUGCUGUUUCCCAGAUGGCCUUAAUCAUAAAGCAGACUUCAGUUACUAAAGAAAAACGUGACCUUGAUACAAGACAAAGCACAUUUUCUAGACAGAACUCAGAGGAAUAGUAGGAGCUGUGCAGGUUUUGAAUCCAGAAAGGUUGCUCUACAAAGUCCCCAAAGUACCAGUUAUCUAGAAAGCCCCAUGAAUUCCCAGAUCAAACAACAGUACCAUCUAGUGUGUCUGGCAUGAGUACUUAAGAAAACACUGCUGUAAAAUGUGCCACUGGUUUAAAAGUUGUAAUAAGAGGAAACCUUUCCUCUCCGUGCUCUCAAUUUGUUUUUAAUGAAAACUCUUGGAGGUCAUUUAAACUUGUGUUUAGAAUUCAAAAGGAAGAGAGUAGGGAAAAUUUUCAAUAGCCAAAAUGUUCAUGUAUAGAACAUAAGGAAAUUUUCAUCAACAGUUUGAUAUUGGAAAUAUCAGCUGAACAAAAACACAGUUCAGAUGUGUUUUAAAGCCCAAAGUACAUGGUGAAACUGCACAUAUUGACUUUUUGGAAAUGUUAAAUAAGUCCAUUACAAACACCGAGGGUGCAUCUACACUGCGCUGUAGGUCAAAAUAAGAUAGGCAAAUUGCAUAUCUUCUUCAAUGUUAUUUCAAAAUAGCUUAUUUCGAAAAUUGGUGUGGUCUACACAGCACUUAUUUUGAACUAAAACACUAUUCCAAAACAUCCCUUAUACCUCAUGGAAUGAGGUUUACAGGGACAUUGGAAUAGCGAGCCUGUUAUAUUUUGAAAUAACAGGCGUGCUCUGUAGAUGUGGAAUAACUAUUUUGGGAUAGCUCCGGUAUCCUAAUAUAGUGCUGCAGUGUGGAGGUAGCCUGAGAGAUUUAUUACAAGUAAUAUGUCUAAAACAGCUGGUCAUAGUAAUGCAUCAAAAUCAAGGCUAAAAAAUAAAUGUGUAGAGUGAAGAAAUUUGAGCUGGAGUAUAGAACUAAAAUAAUACCCAAACAUAAAAGUCCUUCAAUUCGUAGUAUCACAGUGAUGGAGCAUCGAGGGCAAAUCUACACUACAAAAUUAGGUUAAUUUGUUUAAUUUGACUUUGAGCAUCUGAUUUAAUAAAUGCAAUUUUGCAUGCCCCCACUAGGUCUCUUUGGCUGACAGAGCACAUCAUCACUGCCCGGGGGUUGCAUUGACUCAAGGAGUGAUGCACUGGGGGUAGCUAUUCCACAGUCCCUGCAGAAAAUUGGAAUUCUGGGCUAAGGUCUCAAUGCUUCAUGGGAUAAAAACAUAGCUGUGGGUGGUUAUAUAGGUACAUGUCAUCAGAACUGUCUGUGGCUGAGAAUCAGCCUUGUCCUGUUAUGCUUGUCUAAGCUCCUUUAUUGUUAUGUGGCAUUGCUGUGUGUUCCAGGUGUAGCCCUUAUACACCACCACACCCUGUGCGAUUUUAGCAUAGAUACCAGAAUUUCUUUUCUGGUUUGGAGCUCUUCCCUUCUUUCCCCUUUCCCCAGUAGUCAGAUCCACUGUCUCCUGAACUCUCUGUGCUGCAGGCAUUUGUGACCCUGGGCAUACAUACUCACCUGUGCUGGUGAGCUCUAUAUGCUGCUCCAGUGGGAAAGUAACAUUCAGAAGUUCCUGGGACUACUUCUGCUCACUUGGCUGAAGAGCACUGGAGUUCAAAGUGCUUGCCAGAUCAGCGGAGCCCUCUGGAUCAUCACCUGGAGGCCAGAAAUUGAAUUACAAUAUGCAGUGUUUCCAUUGCCCUUAAUUUGAAGAGUGAAUGUAGCCUCAGGCUAUGUCUUCACUAAGCAAAGAUCGAUUCUGCCACGAUCUAUUCAGGAGUUGGAUUUAGUGGGUCUAACGGCUAAAUCAAACUCCAAAUGCAUCCCUAUUGGCACCUGUACUCCUGCUUUUUGCAAGGAGUAAGAGAAGCCAAAGGGAGCAUUUUCUCCUGUCACCUCUCGCUGUGGAGACAGCGGGAAAAUUUAUCUUAAGGUAAGUUGACUCCAGCUAUGUAAUUACCCAACUCCAGAUAUGUUAUCUUAAUUCAGCCUUCCCCUUGAGUAAAACCUGAACCCAGGUCUACACUAUACUCCUUCAGGUGGAGUACUUGGGUCAAUUUUAACAGCCCUUUAGGUCGAUGGGAGGGACUGGGUAGUGUGCACACACUUGUUACAAAUGUAACCUAAAGUUGAACAUGUGGACCUAAGUUUGUAGUAUAGACCAGCCCUGAGUUUUGAUUUACCAAGUAAUGCUCUGUCAUGUAGAGAAGGGGUAGGGAAAAUCUAACUGAUCAGCCUUAAACAGUAUAACAGUGAGUAGGAGUCUCUCUGAGAACUUUGUUAAUAAAAAAAAGCAAUAUAACCUUGGGCCAACAAUUGGCUGCUGAUAAAAAUGACAUCCAGAAUGAAUCUGUAAGGCUGGAAAAUUUCCACAUGUUGCCUGUGUCUAAUAGACCUAAAGACACAAAACAAACAGGCAUUCUUGAGUUUUCAUCAAAGGAGAUAUUGCAAAUGCUCAGAUUUUCAACCUCAUUGAUAAAUUGCCCACUAACAGUGCUGCUUCUUUUUUAGAUUACACUAAAUUCAUUUCAGACCCUGCUUGUUGCUGUUAGCUAGAUGGCUGGGUACGGAGUGGUGGAAGCUAUCAUUGAUGAAAAUAGUGGGCGUCAGUCAAACUUUCACAGUAAUGUAGGACAACACAAGGGCUUUCCCAGCUCAAUUAGUUUGCUCAUUGAAUGAUUCAUCACAAUAUAUUUACAGUAUAGUAAGGCAGCCAGCUCACUUACUCAGCAGAUUACCUAAGAAUUGCUAACAAUAAAAAUAUGGAUACGAGAUCUGUUUGUUGUAGCUACAGCUUACAUUUGCAAACAAGGGUUUCAUUGUAAAGUAGGUUGUUAAAUAUUUCUGGCACUUAAAACACUAUAAUUGAAAAAGGACUCUGCUAGCAAUCCCUUGCGAAAUCAAAUAGAUGUUCGUGUAACUUCUCCCUCCAUUUUCCUUUGCUUGGAGGAAA
Molecule: messenger RNA, 6223 nt
Organism: Pelodiscus sinensis (Chinese soft-shelled turtle)
Lineage: Eukaryota; Metazoa; Chordata; Testudines; Trionychidae
Source: RefSeq, a predicted model, not a curated record